Messenger RNA from Neurospora hispaniola, 2125 nucleotides. RefSeq lists its product as uncharacterized. Bases 170 to 2014 code for a protein of 614 amino acids. The transcript is spliced from 4 exons. The record is from RefSeq and is a predicted model, not a curated record. Lineage: Eukaryota; Fungi; Ascomycota; Sordariomycetes; Sordariales; Sordariaceae.
GCUCCCCAUCUUUCCAUAUUCCUUUCCAUUUCGUGUGACAGGCGGGGCUCCCUUUCUAUGAGCACGGUCCAGUCAGAGCCCUUCUUCCCGUCCUCCACUUUUGACGUCGUCUUGUUUCUUUCCAUUCCUGAAAUCCCGUCACCACCUCCAACCUCCACCACCAUCCACCAUGGCCACCUCGGCGCCCCAUACACCACAACCGUCGCAUCAAUUGGGCAACGACAACAACAACUCCGAUACUCAAGUAUUACCCACACAAUCAUUGUCCCCAAGUGCCUGUCCACGGCCGCCGCCUCAAACAGGCGCCGACGAUAACAACCUCGAUGCCCGAGUAUCGCCCACGCAGCCGGUGUCCUUCUCACGUGUCGAUGGAUACAACGGCGACGACGUGUCAACAGCGUCUGACACGGACGACCACCUAGGAAGUUGCCAGAUCAACCUGGUUUCCCUGGCAGCCCAAGCGGUUUGGGCGGACAGAGGACUUGAUCGGCACAUAUCAAACCUAAAAGCGGACUUGCACUUCGACACCGAGAAACGAACAGCUCUAAUUACACUCCGCGGCCAAUGCCUACUCAAAACUGUCUCUUCCGGCACUGUUCCUCUUUAUCUGUUCAUCUACCCCGAAAGCAUACAGUCUGUUGAAUUUGGAUACACCCCUUCGCCUACGGCUCCCACCACGGAGCAGGGUGGAGCAGCGUCUGGUCUGAAAAGGUUUAUUCGUCUGCGCUUCAUCUUGACACAGCCUCCUACUUUGGUAGCGCCCAAAAACCAGCCUUUGGAGCCUAAGGGGUCAUCUACGAUCCUCGUGGAUGCUCUUCACUCUCUUGCCACAGUCAAAGACCUCUCCAUCUACCUGGAUUCGUCCCCCCUCCUGACCGAUGUUCGACGACAAUUGGCCUUGCUUCCAUCAAUCUUCUCGCAUGCCAAUAUCAGCAACAGACUAACAACACACGUGAAACACACAUCACUAUGUAAGCUUUACCAGGGUACUGGCGGGCAGGUCAUCAACCCGAGGACUACGGCAUGCGAACCAGCACUCCACGAGGCACAAGAGACGCAACCAGCCAGUUCUACGCAAGCCGCAUUUGAUGUGCUUCAAGAUCCUGCGCAAACAUCAACUCAGACGCGCAAACGAUCAGCAAGCGCAAGCGGAUUCUUGCCUCCAUACCUCGAUCGCCAAGAUGAACGCGUCAUCGCAGGUCCAAGCAACCACCAAUUGUUCGAAUCGGCCGAGCGGAACGCCUCCCAGAGUCAAGAAUCAACGCAAUUCUCCCCCUCAUCAGAUCGAAACGGAAAGCGCCCACGACUCGCAACCCCCUCCAACCUCGACUUGCCCUCUCUCCCGCCCACACCAACUGCUGCCGACUUUUUGGAAGCGUCAACCGACCCUUCAAAGUUCUACACCAUCAGGCAACAGUUCCUUACCCGCAUCGCGGCCCUUGAAAGGCGCAACGAACAGCUCUUCACCCGCAACGUGGCUCUUGAAGCGCGCGUCGAACAUUCUUCAAAGCUGGAAGACUGGUUCAAGCUGGAAGUCCGAGAGCGAGUUGGCGGUGAGGUGACGCGUCAGCUGGACAAGCUGCACCAGAAGACGGGUAGGAAGUGGGAGGAAGAAAUCAGACAGGAAGUGCGGGAUCAGAUCACCGAGGAUGUGAAGGAGGAACUCUAUGAAGACGCAACGAAGCAGGUGCUGAGGAGGAUGGCGACGGUGUUGGUGGAAGCGGUGGACGGCAGUGGGUGGCUUGUCCCUGGAAGCACUGCUUGUGAAAAUCUUUUGUCGCGUUCCGUCGUGCCUGGUGAAAACGCUCUUUACGCCGCCGUCGCCGAUGUGCAAAAGACCCAUGCUGAGGAAAUGAGCGAGGAGGAGAUGGCUAGGGUGAUGGAUUACUUGGAGCAAAACCCACUGAGCGCUGUUAAGUACAACGCUUGUGGGGAGACGAUGAGGAAGUAUUUUGUUGGGCAGUGGAAAGCUGAUACGAGGCGAAGGAGGUCGUGGGGGAUGGCGAGGUGGUAGCCUGGGAAUCGGGGUGCCGAUUACCAGGCCGACAACAACUGGACGACUCUUUGCGACAUCUAAUGAUUAACGACGUUUCCCUCUUUUCCUCAAAAUUGAUGACAUGUCUGA